GUGGAGGCUGGGCUGGUCUCUGUUCCUGGAAUGGGCCAGGAGGGAGGAGGAGCAAGCGGAAGGGAACUGUGUGGCGCUGGCCCAGGAGACACACAGGACUGCCUCGGUGCCUAGUUUGGGCGCCCUAGGACUCUGGCUGCAGCCAGGUAUGGCCAAUUCUGCCCAAACCCAGGAGCUGGUGUACCUGGUCACAGGUGGCUGUGGCUUCCUGGGGGAACAUGUGGUCCGAAUGCUGCUGCAGCGGGAACCCCGGCUCCGUGAGCUGCGCAUCUUUGACCUACACCUGGGUCCUUGGCUGGAGGAGCUGAAGACAGGGCCUGUGCAGGUGACUGCCAUCCAGGGGGACGUGACCCAGGCCCAUGAGGUGGCAGCGGCCGUGGCCGGAGCCCACGUGGUCAUCCACACAGCUGGGCUGGUGGAUGUGUUUGGGAAAACCAGUCCUGAGACCAUCCACGAGGUCAACGUCCAGGGCACACAGAAUGUGAUUGAGGCUUGUGUGCAGACUGGAACACGCUUCCUGAUCUACACAAGCAGCAUGGAAGUUGUGGGGCCCAACAUCAAAGGCCAGCCCUUCUACAGGGGCAAUGAGAACACCCCCUAUGAAGCCGUACACCGACAUCCCUAUCCUUGCAGCAAGGCCCUAGCUGAGCGGCUCGUCCUGGAAGCCAAUGGCAGGGAGGUCCUGGGGGGGUUGCCCCUAGUGACAUGUGCCCUGCGUCCCACUGGCAUCUACGGCGAAGGCCACCAGAUCAUGAAGGACUUCUACUACCAGGGCCUGCGCCUGGGGGGCCGGCUCUUCCGGGCCAUUCCAGCCUCGGUGGAGCAUGGCCGGGUCUAUGUGGGUAACGUGGCCUGGAUGCACGUGCUGGUGGCCCGGGAGCUUGAACACCGAGCUGCCCUCAUGGGUGGCCAGGUGUACUUCUGCUACGACAACUCGCCCUACAAGAGCUACGAGGACUUCAACAUGGAGUUCCUGGGUCCCUGCGGACUGCGGCUGGUGGGCACCCGCCCACUGAUGCCCUACUGGCUGCUGGUGCUCCUGGCUGCCCUCAACACCCUGCUGCAGUGGCUGCUGCGACCGCUGCUGCUCUACGCGCCCCUGCUCAACCCUUACACUCUGGCCGUGGCCAACACCACCUUCACUGUCAGCACUGACAAGGCUCGGCGCCACUUCGGCUACGAGCCCCUGUUCUCCUGGGAGGAGAGCCGGACCCGCACUAUCCGCUGGGUGCAGACCGCGGACGGCUCAGGCUAGUGACGGUGCAGCUGGGCCUGGAGCCUGGCGUGGCGCGGCAUCGUCAGGUCCCAGAGCCCUCAGACCCUGGUGGGGAGGGCAGGCUGAGCCAGAGGAGGGGGCUGAUGCCAGACUGACGGUCCCAGAGCCCUCCACCUUGGAAUCCAGGAGCCUGGAGCCUGUAUCUUAAUGUCCCUAAGUUCUAGGGCAGGGUUUGUGGGCAGGCGUGUCUGUGUCUUCACUCUCAACUCAGGCCUCAUGGCUAGUGAGGAUCUGACCGCCCUGAUGCUCUCAAUGACGCCAUCCCAUUUCUGGCAUUCCGAGCAGAAGUGGGCGGAAGUCCCGCAGGCCCUCAUGGCAGGCCCUUGGAUGUCCUUUGUGAUCCUCAGGCCUGAUUUCAGCGUGAAGACGCUCUCUUAACUCUUCCCACCACCUUGGUCCCUGCUUGGGGGGUCACAGUCCCAUGAUUUUAAACAUGUAUUACCUUUAGACAUUUAUUUCUUAAUACUCGUCAAUAAAGGCUGAGGAAGUCUG
Messenger RNA from Dama dama (fallow deer), 1768 nucleotides. RefSeq names its product hydroxy-delta-5-steroid dehydrogenase, 3 beta- and steroid delta-isomerase 7 (gene HSD3B7). Gene Ontology annotation, biological process: steroid biosynthetic process. The record is from RefSeq and is a predicted model, not a curated record. Bases 149 to 1255 code for a protein of 368 amino acids. The transcript has 7 exons. Lineage: Eukaryota; Metazoa; Chordata; Mammalia; Artiodactyla; Cervidae. Gene Ontology annotation, molecular function: 3-beta-hydroxy-Delta5-steroid dehydrogenase (NAD+) activity.